Messenger RNA from Equus quagga, 816 nucleotides. Its product is annotated as saoe class I histocompatibility antigen, A alpha chain-like. The record is from RefSeq and is a predicted model, not a curated record. The transcript is spliced from 4 exons. Gene Ontology annotation, cellular component: external side of plasma membrane. Lineage: Eukaryota; Metazoa; Chordata; Mammalia; Perissodactyla; Equidae. The annotation marks the transcript as partial. Gene Ontology annotation, molecular function: peptide antigen binding; signaling receptor binding. Gene Ontology annotation, biological process: positive regulation of T cell mediated cytotoxicity; immune response; antigen processing and presentation of endogenous peptide antigen via MHC class Ib.
CUCCCAUUGCGAGUCCAGUUUCUAGGGAAGCCCAUCAGCGUGUCUGUCGUUCCUGGUUAUAAAGUCUCCACCACCCUCCGGGGCUCAGGUUCUCCUCAAACCCUAAGAAUAAGGGUCAUGGCGCCCGGAACCCUCCUCCUGCUGCUCUCGGGGACCCUGACCCUGACAGAGACCUGGGCAGGCUCCCACUCCAUGAGGUAUUUCCUGACCGCCGUGUCCCGGCCCGGCCGCGGGGAGCCCCGCUUCAUCUCCGUCGGCUACGUGGACGACACGCAGUUCGUGCGGUUCGACAGCGACGCCGCGAGUCCGAGGAUGGAGCCGCGGGCGCCGUGGGUGGAGCAGGAGGGGCCGGAGUAUUGGGAGCGGGAGACGCGGCGCGCCAAGGGCAACGCACAGACUUUCCGAGUGAGCCUGAACACCCUGCGCGGCUACUACAACCAGAGCGAGGCCGGGUCUCACACCCUCCAGGAAACGUAUGGCUGCGACGUGGGGCCAGACGGGCGCCUCCUCCGCGGGUACUUUAAGUCCGCCUACGAUGGCGCCGAUUACAUCGCCCUGAACGAGGACCUGCGCUCCUGGACCGCGGCGGACGCGGCGGCUCAGAUCACCCGGCGCAAGUGGGAGGCGGCCGGUGUGGCGGAGCAGCGCAGGAACUACCUGGAGGGCACCUGCGUGGAGUGGCUCCUCAGACACCUGGAGAACGGGAAGGAGACGCUGCAGCGCGCAGAUCCCCCAAAGACACAUGUGACCCACUACUCCAUCUCUGACCGUGAGGUCACCCUGAGGUGCUGGGCCCUGGGCUUCUACCCUGCGGAG